This is a messenger RNA of Enterobius vermicularis (human pinworm), 942 nucleotides long. The record is from the annotation of a GenBank genome assembly. NCBI's taxonomy places the organism in Eukaryota, Metazoa, Nematoda, Chromadorea, Rhabditida, Oxyuridae.
AUGACGACUGAGAAAAAAAAAAAUUUUCAAGCUAACACAAUCUUUAAUCCAUUUGACGAACUUCAAGCUCGAGCUCAAGCAGCGGCUGCAUUAGCUGAAAUUGAUGUUAAAAACGUUAAUAUGACUACCGGUGGAGGUGUUCUUCGACCAACGCACGAUAUGUUCACCAACUAUCAUGCCGCACCACUUUUGCCAUCAUCGUCUGGAGAUUUUGAUACAUCGUCUGUAUCACAACCAUCAUCGGUCAUUGAUGCCACAAUGAACCAUACUGCAGAUUCAAUGGCAUCAUUACAUGUAAUGGCGAUGCAGCAUUAUCCUGCAGCACAGUUCCAUCAGUAUCCAAUGGCCACGCCAUUUGCAACUGCAACAGCUGUUGUCGGUUCGCCAAGCGCAUCUUCUGUAGCACAAUAUCCGCUUGGUACUUCCUCAACCGCCCUGGAUACAGAUCCACGUGAACUAGAAAGAUUUGCUGAACAUUUUAAACAGCGCCGGAUCAAAUUAGGUGUUACACAGGCAGACGUCGGUAAAGCAUUGGCACAUCUGAAAAUGCCUGGUGUUGGCUCAUUAAGUCAGUCAACAAUAUGCCGAUUCGAGAGUUUAACUUUAUCCCAUAACAAUAUGGUUUCACUAAAACCAAUCCUACAUUCUUGGCUGGAUAAGGCUGAAGAAGCAAUGAAAUCAAAAGAUGUUGCCGGUGAUACACAGGGAAUUUUGCCGAAUACAGAUAAAAAACGAAAACGAACAUCAAUUGCAGCACCAGAAAAACGUCUUCUGGAAGAUUACUUUAGACAACAACCACGGCCAAGCGGUGAACGUAUAUCGGCAAUUGCUGAUAAAUUGGAUCUGAAGAAAAAUGUUGUACGUGUUUGGUUUUGCAAUCAACGGCAAAAACAAAAAAGUUGCUGUUCCUUUCUUACUUGCCAACUUCUUAAAGUUAAGUAG